UGCUUUAGCUCUCAUUCACUUCCAUAAACCUCCCCUGCAAAAGAGAAGGAAAAAAAAAACCCAUCUCCCUCUCUAUCUUUCUCUCUGAUCUCCCCACUCUGCUUACCUCCAUAGCUGACUUCUAAGCAGCUUUUUCCUCCUCUCCUCUCAUUCUCAGCAUCGGUCAAAUUGAUGAUUUAGAAGCUGAUGCUGAAUGCUCUCAUCAGCUCAUCAUCAUCAGAUCUCCCUCAACCCCAAAACCUACAUGUCUAGCAGCAGCAGCAGCAACAGCAGCAGAAGAAACCCCACAUCUUCAUGUUCUUAACUCCUCCCUCCCCACCUCCAAAUCAGAGCUCUCUGGCUGUGUCUUACACAAACUGUAACAGUCCCAUCCUCUCUCUCUCUCUCUCUCUCUCUCUCUCUAAAUAUAUAUAUAUAUAUAUAUACUGUUGUAGUGUAAGUGUAAUUAAUUAUAAUCCUUUUGGUUUUCAAAAGUGGGACAAUGAUCUAAAGAAAAACCCCUUUUCUCUUUAAUUUCCUCUUUUAAUCAUUAAACCUCUCCCCCUUCUUCUAGCCCUCUCCAUAGUGAUUAGCUAAGUCUUGUCUUGUCCUUCCUUUGUUCUCUUCUCCUUUUUGUCUCCAACCUAACAACAAAGACAAAGCAAAUAGACAGAGAGAGAGAAGCAGGCAGAUAUGGAUAUCCCAAUCCCAGCCCAGGAAGGGGAUAUCCCUGUCCCAGCCCCACCACUAAGCAGCACCGCCGGCUAUGGCGGAGGAGGAGGAGGCCAUGGCCACAUGCUCGGCCACCACCACCAUCACCACCAUGACCCUACAUCUCAUCACAUCAACGACGUGCCAGGCAACGCCAUUAAUGGGCCCAUGGAGGAGCAGCACCCCCACCACCAAGUGGUGGUUGCAGGCUACAACAACAAGAACAACAACAACGGCAGCACCAAUGGGAGCAGCAACAAGGUGACGGUGAGGUACCGGGAGUGCCUCAAGAACCACGCUGCCGCGAUGGGCGGGACCGCCAUGGACGGGUGCGGAGAGUUCAUGCCAAGCGGGGAGGAGGGUACCAUCGAGGCCCUCAACUGUUCUGCCUGUGGCUGUCACCGCAACUUCCACCGCAAGGAGGUCGAGGGCGGCGGCGGCGGCGGCGGCGGCGGCCACGACCUUGCACUCGAUCAGUGGUACCACCACCAUCACCACUCUCCGCCGCACCUCAACCGGGUCGGAAGGAAGGUCCUCGUGGGUCAUCCCCACCACAAGAACGUGCUGGGCGGCCACGAGGCCGCCCUCCUCUACCCGACAGGCACGCUCAUAGCAUCGAGAACGCCAACUCCGCACCAGAUGAUACUGCCCUACAGCAUGGCGGGGUCGCUCCCGUCGGAGUCAGACGAGCAGGACCAGGACGACGCCCACCAUAUAGGAGGAGGAGGUGGGGGCAUAGGUGGGGGGGCGGUGACAACAUCGGCGAGGCCGACGCAGAUGGUGAAGAAGAGGUUCCGGACGAAGUUCACGCAGGAGCAGAAGGAGAAGAUGCUGAGCUUCGCGGAGAAGGUCGGGUGGAAGAUACAGAGGCAGGAGGAGUCAGUGGUGCAGCAGUUCUGCCAGGAGAUUGGGGUGAAGAGGAGAGUCCUCAAGGUUUGGAUGCACAACAACAAGCACAACCUUGCCAAGAAGAACCUUAGCUGCAGCCUCAACCAUUCCCCCACGUCCAAUAUUAACAUCUCCGACACCAACAAUGUCAAUCCUUAAAUUAAGAUUAAUUAGAAAGAGAGAGAGAGGAAGUUGAAGGAAUCAUACAUUUGAUGAUGUUCUUUCUAAUUAGUAUAUUGAUCUAUCUAUAUAUAUCUAUUAAUCUCCAUUAGGUAUAUAUAUAUAUAUAUAUAUAUAUAUAGAGAGAGAGAGAGAGAGAGAUGCUUAAUUUAGUGUGUUCUUGUCUUGUUAGUGUUUUUUGUUUCCCUUUGUGGGGUCAUUUUGAUUUUGUUAGUUUAGAUAGCUUCUUCUUGAUAUAUUAAUUGGUAUUAUGAAUUAUUGGAUAUGGUUGUGUUGUU
Messenger RNA from Punica granatum (pomegranate), 2036 nucleotides. The record is from RefSeq and is a predicted model, not a curated record. Lineage: Eukaryota; Viridiplantae; Streptophyta; Magnoliopsida; Myrtales; Lythraceae.